This is a messenger RNA of Rotaria socialis, 1428 nucleotides long. The record is from the annotation of a GenBank genome assembly. Lineage: Eukaryota; Metazoa; Rotifera; Eurotatoria; Philodinida; Philodinidae.
AUGCGUGCAACAAAGAGAGUUAAAUUUGUUGAUUCAUCAACAAAUUAUAAUGAUGCUCAUGUUAUUCUAAAUGUUGGUGGAGUGAGAUUUGAAACUCAACGCACCACAUUAAAAAAAUUGCCAGCUACACGUCUUUCAAAAUUAACUCCACAAUUAUCUUUUUAUGAUCCGGUAUUAAAUGAAUAUUAUUUUGAUCGACAUCCGGGUGUAUUUUCUCAAAUACUUAAUUAUUAUCGUACAGGAAAACUUCAUUAUCCAACAAAUGUCUGUGGGCCAUUAUUUGAAGAUGAACUUUCCUAUUGGGGAAUACAACGCGAAGAAGUUGAACCUUGUUGUUGGAUGACAUAUACAAAACAUCGAUCAACACAAGAAACCCUUCAAACACUUGAUUCCCUAGGAUUGGAUACUGUACGAUCAAAUAUGAUUGAUCUGAUUAAAAAGUUUGAUUGGGAAAAUGAUUUACAUUUCAUGACAACAGGUCAAUUACCAUUAGCGAAACGUAUUAGAUUGAUAACAUGGCAAUUGUUUGAGGAGUCGAGAUCAUCAAUAAUAGCGAAAAUUAUUGCAUUCAUAUCGAUGUUAUUUAUUCUUUUAUCUAUAACAACUUUUGUUCUUCGUACAUUAACAAUAUUUGAAGUAGCCGAAUAUCAUUUUGUUGAUGUUUAUAUUGGUGACAAUUCAACUGAAAAAACACCUGUACAGAGCACUGAACGAAUAAAAAUAGUUGACGGUUUUGAAAUAAUUGAAUGGAUUUGUAAUUCUUGGUUUGCAUUCGAAAUUGUUCUACGAUUUAUUCUUGCUCCAUCAAAACGAGCAUUUUGUGUGUCAAUACUGAAUUGGAUUGAUUUUCUUGGUACAUUCUUUUUCUUUUUUACUUACAUAUUAUAUAAUGUAUUCAAUUAUGAUGGUCAUCAAGCACCAUUAGAUCUUCUAUCAACAAUAAGUGUUGCACGUAUGUUUAAAUUAAUUAAUCUACAUCCACGUUUAAAAAUUAUAACAAUAUCCAUAUCGAAUUCAUCGAGAUUAUUAGUAUUAUCAAUGUACUUUUGUUUUGUUGUUAUUUUGAUAGCUGGUGCAGCAUUGUACUAUGCUGAACGUAUAAGUAAUAUGUCGAAAAGUCAAAUUAUAUCAGUUAUGGAUGGCAUAUGGCUUGCAUUAACAACAGUGACUACAGUUGGUUAUGGUGAUAUUGUACCGAAAUCACUUUUUGGUAUGAUACUUGGUGCAAUAACAACAAUAUUUGGUGUAUUGAUUAUUGAUUUACCAAUGCCAAUUAUUAAUGAAAUAUUUGAUAAUUUUAAUAGACAUUUAUUAGCUCGACAACAACUGCCUAAACAACGCCGACGUGUAACACAGGUGGCUAUACCAAGAAAAAUUAAACCAUUUAUUCCAACCAACGGAAAUGUACAUCAUCAACAUAAGACUUGA